AUGGCUACACCACAAGCCCUACAAGCGCUAAUAUAUGAACAGAAAUUAGUACGUCUCCGGCGAGAACGGGUCGGUCUUCGGCGAGAAGAGGUCGACCUGGACAUUCGCGAUCUCGAAAUAGAGAAAGAAAUAUCAAGUUCCACCAAUGAUGCUCACAUUUGCUCUGAAAGCCAGCGACUACAUGAUGGAGACGGCACUCCUGGUGUGGUCGCGGUUUCAAGACUCCCUGCAGGAUGUGAUAUCAUCGACCUCACAUCUGAUGAUGAAUCACAAUCUAUCAAGAACGAACAGGAAACAGCCGAACCCGCCAAGACUAACGCGGCGAGUAUCAAAAUUCAAAUCUUUCAUGACAUCAAAGAUUAUAUCGCGGAUGAAACUGUUACAGCUGGUAGUAUGGACGAUGAGGUCGAGAGAUCUACCACGAAGGGAAAACUCGACUCGCUUGAAAGCGACAAGGCGAAGGCCGAAGCAGUUGUCUCAGUCAAGGACUCGACGAUGACACAAGUCUAUACUCCUCCAAAUUCUCAUGAUGAUCCGGUCAAGAACUUGACUCCCGAAUCUUCUGUGGGUGUGGAGGCGGAACAGUCCAAGUCCAAAGAUGCUUCACUCACAGAGUCUCCAACGCUUCAGACUACGCAAUCGCAACUGACCACUCCAGACGCUUCAAUAGCUAUCGCCGAGCCAUUACAGAAUCAGGUACAGGCUGUUGUACUCACUGCUGUGGUAGACAAAAACCAACCAUACUACGAGGAGAGAUUAUUCAGGGAAGCCAAGUAUAAUGGUAAGACUUACGGUGCGUGGACCAAUAAGAAGUGGUGGAUAGAGAUUGGACAUCGCCUAACCUCGAACUCGGCGAAAGUGCUGACAGCAAUCCAUGAGUGCCGAGCAGACGGUGCACAAGAACGGACUCCUCUCGAGUUCCUUCGGAGAGCUAGUUGCAUGAGUAUUCUUCGUCAAGCGGGAAUUGGUGGGGUUCAGAAGCGUAAGGGACAUAUGAUCCUAGCCCAGGAUUUCCAACGUGCCAAAGAUCACCCAAUUUUGUACAAGCUGAACAGAAAUGGUGAGCCGAAAUGGACAAAAGAUCCAGCUUAUCGAAAAGUACUACAAGAUAUGGAGCUUGUACUGGUGGAAGGCCUAUAUUGGGUCAGAGGCGAAGUACCCGACAAUUAUGACAAUCUUAUCAUCAAUGCGGGUGUGCCUGAUGCUGCGAUUAUUGAGAAGUCUAAGGAAAGCAAUCUCGCGACACCUCCAGCGACUCCAAAGGCCUCGGAGGAGAGUCCAGCCAGGAACCAGCAACACAUGACACUGGCAGCCCCUCCGACUAAACGCCCUAACCCUACAUACGGUGAGACAGACGAUUCAGAAGCAGAGACAGAGGGCCAAAACGCUCAGCCUCCAUCUUCGCUUGUUCCUGCGCGGUGGAGGUCAAACCUUUUUGCAGCGAAGCGACCACGUACCGACAGCCAGCCUGUCGAGCCUCAACAGAGGCAGGCUUCUCCAACACCACAUCCACAACUUUCACGCUUGCAGUCAUCUGAAAGCCGGAUCCGGACAAGCGCCAUGUUCGAUUUAUUGCGCACUUCUGAAUCACCAUAG
This is a messenger RNA of Exophiala bonariae, 1596 nucleotides long. RefSeq lists its product as uncharacterized. Lineage: Eukaryota; Fungi; Ascomycota; Eurotiomycetes; Chaetothyriales; Herpotrichiellaceae. The coding region runs from base 1 to 1596 and encodes 531 amino acids. The transcript has a single exon. The record is from RefSeq and is a predicted model, not a curated record.